AUGACGCCGGCGCGCAACUUUGACAGUGGCAUUGAAAUUGCUAACAGCAGCAGAAGCAGCAGCAGCAACAUAAUAGCGGUAAAAGCCGCUCAGGUGGCAACAGCUGCACAUGACGCCCAGUCAAAUGCAGCCGAGAGCGCGGCCAAAGAGGCGCAUAACCAAUUGGCCGAGAAGGCCGCGCAGGCCUCCAAGGCCGUGCAAGCUGUGCUCAACGGUAAGCGGGCUCUGUUGGAAAAUAUCGAAAAGGAGUUGAAAAUCGACGAGGAACUGCUGGCCAAGUUGCGCGGCUCGUUGCAGCACAGCGAAAGGGCUGCCGAGAAGACCGAGUGUGCUGCCAAAAAAGCCGAAGAUGAUCUGAAUCGACUGCGCGAAAUCGUUCGGCUUCUGAGCGGUAACGUGGCCACUGUGAAUGCGCUCAACGAACAGGCCCAGAUCGACUACAACGAGAAGGUCCAAAUGCUAAUGGCCGCCAAGGAUCGAUCCAAGCGCAUCCAUAAGGACAUCGCCUGCGCCCGUGACGAUUAUCAGAAGGUGAAGGAUGCCGCCGAUCAGGCGGCGAGUGCCGCAGUCCAGGCCAAGCAGAAGGCGGUCCAAACUGUGACCGUUGACAGACGUACGAUUCAGGCGCUGUUGCGUCGACGUCGACAGCAGCAUCCCUUUUGGUCUGAAACCAUAUUCUCUUAG
Drosophila navojoa is the source of this 684-nucleotide messenger RNA. RefSeq lists its product as uncharacterized. The record is from RefSeq and is a predicted model, not a curated record. Lineage: Eukaryota; Metazoa; Arthropoda; Insecta; Diptera; Drosophilidae.